CAAAGAGGCAGGCAUGUUUCAACAGAUGGCUAGGGCUGUCCUGAUUCAGCCACGACACCACACCGCUACUGGUUCACUGAGAACUCUGUGAGCGAGCUAGAGAGGGAGAGAGAGAAAUGUAACUUUGGGGAGAGGGAUUUCUGUUUUUUUCUUCAUUUUAAACUCCCCCUCCCCUUUCCCUCCUCAUUUCUCUGUGUCUAUAUUAGUGUUUUGUCUCUCUAUCCGUACGUCUGAGAGAGUGGUCAUGCAGCUAGAGAGAGAGAUGGGAGCAGUGCAUUGUGAUGUGUGACUGAUUACCCAGCCCAGAGCAGUGCCCCCUCCUCCAGCAGCUCUACUGGGUCAGCACCCUGGGACAGCACCUGCUCCCCUGACAGACAUACACACGCUCAGGACCUGCAUCUGUGUGAGAGCCCAGCCGCUCCUCCAAACAUAAAGAGACUCCCACCAUCCCCAGAGAAGACAACCUUCCAUUGACAGGUAUAACUCACUCUGUCUACACCACCCCUGGGCUGUCUGGUGUGAGCUGUGUCCUAGCAGCGGCUGUAGCAGAGUGAUCCAGCAGCAGUAGCAGUAGCAGGGUUAGAGGUCAGAGGUCACCAUGGCGGGGCGGGGGACCCGUUACCUCCUCCUGCUCCUGGGGGUCGUGUCUCUGGCCCAGGCCUCCAUCUUCCUGUCCAGCCAGCGCCUCAAGGCCCGCUUCCAGAGGGACCGCCGCAACAUCAGGCCCAACAUCAUCCUCAUUCUCACUGAUGACCAGGACAUGGAGCUCGGCUCCAUGCAGGCUAUGAAUAAGACGCGUCGUAUCAUGGAGCAGGGCGGAACUCAUUUCUCCAACGCCUUUGUGACCACGCCCAUGUGCUGUCCUUCGCGCUCGUCCAUGCUGACGGGGAAGUACGUUCACAAUCACAACACCUACACCAACAAUGAAAACUGCUCCUCCCCCUCCUGGCAGGCCCAGCAUGAGACUAGAACCUUCGGAGUGUACCUCAACAACACCGGCUACAGGACAGGCUUCUUUGGGAAGUACCUGAAUGAGUACAAUGGUUCCUAUAUUCCUCCUGGGUGGAGGGAGUGGGUGGGGUUGGUCAAGAACUCCCGCUUCUACAACUACACCCUGUGCAGGAACGGAGUCAGAGAGAAACACGGCUGCGAGUACCCCAAGGACUACUUUACGGAUCUCAUCACAGAAGACAGCAUCAACUAUUUCCGUUCCUCUAAGAGGAUGUACCCCCACCGGCCAGUGAUGAUGGUGAUGAGCCACGCUGCCCCCCACGGGCCGGAAGACUCAGCACCGCAGUACAGCACUGCCUUCCCCAAUGCAUCCCAGCACAUCACUCCCAGCUACAACUAUGCUCCGAACCCGGACAAGCACUGGAUCAUGCGUUACACUGGGGCCAUGAAGCCCAUCCACAUGGAGUUCACCAACAUGCUACAGAGGAAGAGGCUGCAGACCCUGCUUUCUGUGGAUGACAGCGUGGAGAAGGUGUAUAACAUGUUGGCUGAGACUGGGGAACUGGACAACACCUAUAUCAUCUACACAGCUGACCAUGGCUACCACGUUGGCCAGUUUGGACUGGUCAAGGGCAAGUCCAUGCCCUACGAGUUUGACAUCCGAGUGCCCUUCUACAUCCGAGGACCCAACGUGGAGGCAGGAGCCAUCAACCCUCACAUGGUGCUGAACAUUGACCUGGCACCCACCAUCCUGGACAUCGCUGGCAUGGACGUCCCUCCUGACAUGGACGGCAAGUCCAUCCUCAAGCUGCUGGACAUAGAGAGACCAGUCAACAGGUUCCAGGUGAACAAGAAGGGGAAGGUGUGGAGAGACUCAUUCCUGGUGGAGAGAGGGAAGUUGCUCCACAUACGUGAUGCGCCUCCAGGGAAGGAUGUGGCACAGGAGGAGAACUUCCUGCCUAAGUACCAGCGGGUCAAGGACCUGUGUCAGAGAGCAGAGUACCAGACACCCUGCCAGCAGCUGGGACAGAAGUGGCAGUGUUUGGAGGAUGCCACAGGGAAGCUGAGGCUGUAUAAGUGUAAGGGCAUGGCCAGCAUGUCUGCAGCCCAGAAGGAAGGCCCUGCCAACAUCAAGUCCAAGUACUACCCCCAGCGCAAGGCAGAGCGCAACACAGAGCCCGACGGCUGUAACUGUGACCAGUACCCCAGCUUCAGACUCAGCACCUUUAAAAAGAAGAAGCUGCUCUCCAAGAAGAAGAUGAAAGCCAUCAAGAGCUAUGCCCGUAACCGUUACUCCCGCUCUGUGGAGAUGGAGAUAGGAGGGGACCUGUAUGCUGUAGACUUGGAGGAUGGCUACCAACCUGUACCGGCCCCCAGGAACCUCAGCCAGGCUGGGGACAGGACCCCACGCGACGACACUGAGGAUGACUUCAGUGGCAUGGGGGUCACUGUCACCGUCACCCCCAAGACUAGCAGCAACAGUCUAGCUAUUGUGCCUUCUGGCAUCAAAGUCACACACAGGUCAGGGAGUGUGUCGAUGUUCUAUGUGGAUGGGUGCUCUAUUCUGGCCAAUGACACAGUGAAGUGUGAUACAGGGAUCUAUAAGUCCCUGCAGGCCUGGAAGGACCACAAACUCCACAUCGAUCACGAGAUUGAGACCUUGCAGACAAAGAUCAAGAACCUAAGAGAGGUUAGGGGUCACCUGAAGAAAGCCCGCCCAGAGGAGUGUGACUGCAACCGCUACAUCUACAAGUCUAAGUACAAGAGUAAGCUCAGGCACAACGGAGGCAGCAUUCACCCAUUCAGGAAGGGUCAGGAUAAGAAAACGUGGUUGCUGAAAGAGCAGAAGAGGAGGAAGAAGAUGCGGAAGCUGCUGAAACGUCUGAGGAACAACGACACCUGUAGCAUGCCUGGUCUCACCUGCUUCACCCACGACAACCAGCACUGGCAGACCGCCCCCUUCUGGACCAUGGGUCCGUUCUGUGCCUGCACCAGUGCCAACAACAACACCUACUGGUGUCUAAGGACCAUCAACGAGACACACAACUUCCUCUUCUGCGAGUUUGCUACUGGCUUCCUGGAGUACUUUGACCUCAACACAGAUCCCUACCAGCUGAUGAAUGCUGUGAACACGUUGGACCGAACCAUUCUAAACCAGCUCCACGUUCAACUCAUGGAGCUCCGCAGCUGCAAGGGCCACAAGCAGUGCAACCCCCGCACCCGCAACCUGGAGCUGGGAGGUAAAGAGCGAAGCAGCUUUGAUGAAUACAGGCAGUUUCAACGCAGAAAGUGGCCAAAAGUGAAGAAGCCCACCUCCAAAUCACUAGGACAGAUUUGGGAAGGCUGGGAGGGAUAGGGUCCAUGAGGUUAGAGUGGCCCCGUCCGAAGCGCCCACUGUGGGGGGAACGGGAAUGGACUGGUCAGAACUUGAACCCUUGUACAGACUUGACGAG
Molecule: messenger RNA, 3404 nt
Organism: Coregonus clupeaformis (lake whitefish)
Lineage: Eukaryota; Metazoa; Chordata; Actinopteri; Salmoniformes; Salmonidae
Product: extracellular sulfatase Sulf-2
Exons: 23
Coding region: 599-3307 (902 amino acids)
Cellular component (GO): cell surface; endoplasmic reticulum; plasma membrane
Molecular function (GO): glycosaminoglycan binding; N-acetylglucosamine-6-sulfatase activity; calcium ion binding
Source: RefSeq, a predicted model, not a curated record